AUGGUUGCCGCUCAUUUCCUGAUACUCUAUAUGGCCGCUGCCGUUGCAGUAGCUGGACCUUGCAAACUUCAAAGCUCCUCUGUCAUUUUCUCUGAAACAACUCUAUCUACCUCACUCCUUGAGACGACUUCCACCGAAGUACCCAUCGAAACCCCGACGGUGGAACCAACAAGCACUGCUGUCGUUCAAACAUCGGUAACCUCUGCUGCCGAAACUACAGCGGUCACUGCCGUGACAACCCUCAGCUCGGUAGAAACCACCACUGAGGCAGCCUCAACAACCUUAGAGACCGCAGCACCUCCGCAGGGCAUUUCUUGCCUUGCUUCAGACGGCGAGUGCUUCGGUGCCAUCAAAAUCGAAUGCGGUUAUAUCAUCACAGGAGGCUUCAGCUUACCUUUCCUAUCGACUCUCGACGCCUGUGUUGGUGCGUGCAACGACAACUCGGGUUGCGCCGGCUUUUCUCAUAAUGGUGUUAAUUGCUACUUGGUCUCAACCUAUGACUAUGCUACUGCACCUUCGAUUGGAUGGGUGGCUGCAAAUUCUUGA
Messenger RNA from Fusarium redolens, 546 nucleotides. RefSeq lists its product as uncharacterized. Bases 1 to 546 code for a protein of 181 amino acids. The transcript has 2 exons. The record is from RefSeq and is a predicted model, not a curated record. Lineage: Eukaryota; Fungi; Ascomycota; Sordariomycetes; Hypocreales; Nectriaceae.